UUUCCCCCUCUCACAUUACAAACCCUUGAAUACCACCAUGGUUUGAAACCAGGGAUGCCUUAUAAAUCUUUAAAAGCCUAGUCCUCUUCUUUGACUAUGUUUCAGGUUUAAAUGGAAAAAUCUCUCCUCUAAGUAAGAAAGAAUGUCUCGUACCCUCCAUUUCAAAAAUGGCUGAAACAACCCCUGACAUGGGGGAUGAGAUGAAUUGUCAAAAGCUGAGACUGAAAGGAUUUCAAGGUAAUGGCUGCCUUGAUGCUAAAAGUGACGCUACUCGCCAGGAAGAGCACUUACCCAAUGUCUGCUCCAGGAGGGACGUCAGAGGACCCAGAGAAAGGCCAUGGAAGGGACAGCCUAAGAGAAGCACCAUGCAAGGCACACCUGGGGAGCAGCGAGAUGACUGGCUUGCUGUGCAGUUGGUGGAAGGUUCUGGAAGGUGUUCUGGCCGCGUCGAGGUAUAUUUUGAAGGCGUGUGGUGCACGGUGUGCGAUGACCUGUGGGACGAGAAUGAAGCACAGGUGGUGUGCCAGCAGCUUGGCUGUGGGACGGCCGUCUCCGCCCCUGGAGAGGCCCGCUUUGGCCAGGGCUCCGGCCCCAUUCUUCUGGACAAUGUGCAGUGUUCUGGGACUGAGGCCUCUCUGGAGCAGUGCUCGCACGCUGGCUGGUUUGCCCACAACUGUGGACACAGCGAAGACGCUGGUGUCAUCUGCUCGGAAAAUGAACGUGAAACUUCAGGAAGUUUUGAAACUGAGAUCCUAACACCAUUUCCUGGUGACUGGCCACAACUGCAACUAGUGAACGGGUCGGGCAGAUGUUCUGGACGUGUGGAAGUUUUCUACCAUGGCUGGUGGGGCAGGGUUUGUGAUGACGACUGGGACAUGAACGAAGCCCAUGUGGUGUGCCGGCAGCUGAACUGUGGGCAUGCCCUCGCAGCCCCUGUUGAGGCCCAAUUUGGCGAUGGUGAAGGCAAGUUUCUGCUGGAUGAUGUGGACUGUACAGGAAGAGAGAGUUUUCUGGGACAGUGUCCUCAUGCCGACUGGUCUCUCCACAACUGCGGUCCCGGAGAAGAUGCCAGUGUCAUCUGCUCAGACACUGAGUACUUAAAGCCUGCAUUGGAGAGUGCUGAGAAGUCACUGCCAAUGCCCCAAGGUGAUGGAAAUUCAGCAACCAUACUAUCAGUUCUACCUGCUGCUGUCUCAACUCAGCUCUCUCCCGUAACUGCGACACAUCCAACAACAUCAGCCCUCUCAACUUCCACCAUCCUGGAAGACGUUAACCACCCAACCUUAGCAUCAGCUGUCCCUGUGAUUGACUCACUGUCUUCGAGUCACAGAGCCAGUGUUCCUUGGCCCAGCCCAUCAGAAGACUGGCCCGAGCUGAGGCUGGUAAAUGGCACUGGAAGAUGCUCUGGACGGGUGGAAGUUUCCUACCAGGGCACUUGGGGGUCGGUGUGUGACGAUGGCUGGAGUCUGGAGGAGGCGCACGUCGUGUGCAGGCAGCUUGGGUGUGGCCAGGCAGUGUCUGCCCCCCUGGGCGCCCACUUCGGCCCAGGCUUUGGAAAGAUUCUCCUGGACAAUGUGCACUGCAGUGGAGAGGAGAGCCGCCUGGCCCUGUGUGCCCACGACACCUGGUUCACUCACAACUGUGGUCACGAGGAGGAUGCUGGGGUCAUCUGCUCAGGUGCUCUUACGGCAAACCCCUCCCCUCCAGCAUCAUCUUUGCCAUUAUCAUCUUCAUCAUUGCUGUCAUCAUCAUUGCCAUCACCAUUGCCAUCAUCAUCACCAUUGUCAUCAUCAUCCGUGUCAUCAUUAUCAGCAUCGUUGCUACCAACACCACCACCAUCAGCAUUAUCACCAGAAACUAAUCUAUCUACUGCUGAAAUAACAAUCGCACCCAUCACCACUGGGGAGGAGCAAACACCAGUGGCUGACGGCUUCUCAGAGCCUUCGCUGACCACACCCCCUGAGGUCUUGACACCUCCUCCUGCAGGAGCCUGGAUGGCCGUGAGGCUGGUGAAUGGCACCGGGAGGUGCUCAGGCCGCGUGGAGGUUCUCAUCCAGGGCACAUGGGGGACUGUGUGCGAUGACCUCUGGGAACUGGCUGAGGCCACCGUCGUGUGCCGUCAGCUGCAGUGUGGCCAGGCUGUGGCCGCUCCCACAGGGGCCCACUUUGGGGCAGGCUCGGGGAAGAUUGUGCUGGAUGACGUGCGGUGUGCAGGCAGUGAGAGUCACUUGGGGCAGUGUUUGCACAGGGGCGAGGCUGGGCACAACUGCGGGCACCUGGAGGAUGCUGGCAUCAUCUGCACAGGUCGUGACAGUCCACAAGCCCCCUCCCACACCCCAGGGCCCGAAGCCACCUCCUCACUGUACACACUCACAGGUGAUGGACUGUCAGCUACCAUACCCACAACAUCCCCUCCCAGCCUUUACUCCACGCUCACACCAGCAGGUAAUGCCUCUCUGUGA
Messenger RNA from Equus caballus (horse), 2462 nucleotides. The record is from RefSeq and is a predicted model, not a curated record. Lineage: Eukaryota; Metazoa; Chordata; Mammalia; Perissodactyla; Equidae.